AUGGAGCUUAGAGCUGUGGUGUUUGGAGGGAAGUUUUCUGGGAAGACUUUACUGAUCAAUGCUGUGUUCAGCAACAAUUUGCCUCAGAAUCAAAAGAGGACUGCUCACUGUCAGAAACAUCAGGGAAAUGUGCUCGGAAGAGAACUGACCCUUGUCGACACUCCAGGCUGGUGGAAGCAUUUUCUACUAAGUGAUACAGCAACCUUUUUAAAACAGGAGCUCAUUCAAGGAGUUUCUCUGGUCAAUCCAGGACCCCAUGCCAUUAUAUUGGCCAUUGAGAUUGACAUUCCAUUCGAAGAGAAGCACAGGAAAGCUGCAGAGGAUCACCUUAAACUUCUUGGUGGCCAGAUCUGGAAAUAUGCUUUUGUUGUGUUCACGAGAAGCCAUUCUCUGAGGGAGAGAACUAUAGAGGAGCACAUUGAACAUGAGGGAAAAGCCCUCCAGUGGCUAAUUGAAAAAUGUGGGAACAGAUAUUGUGAAUUUGACAGUACAGUCCCAAAUAACACUUCUCAAAUCAAACAGAUGCUGGAAAUGAUUGAGAACAUAGUACAAAGAAACAAUAGUUGUUACUUUCAAAUUGAGGCUAAAAUACUGGAGGAGGCUACAGAGUGGAGGGAAACAGUGAAGACCAAAGCAAAAUCCAGGGAGUUAAAACAGCUAGAACAAGGAACCGAGCUUGACAAAGACGAGCUAAGAAUUGCAUUGCUGGGUUGGGUGAUUGCUGGAAAGAGUUCAGCUGGUAACAUCAUUCUGAACAAACAAGUGUUUGUAACUGGUCAAAGUACAGUUAAUUGUUACACUGCACAUGGAGUAGUGGAUGGAAGACCUGUAACUGUGCUCGAUACACCCAGCUGGUUUAAGUACUUUCCUUCUCAGUUCACUCCACCAUGGAUAAUGUCAGAAAUUCUACAGAAUCAGACCCUUACCUCUCCACACUGCAUCCUUCUCGUGAUUCCUGGAGACACUUCAUUCAAGGAGGAACAGAGAAAAGUAAUUGAAGAGAAUAUGAGCUUCCUUGGAGAGCAAGUUUGGAGACACACCAUUGUCCUUUUCACAUGGGGUGAUAUACUUGGAGAUCUGACCAUAGAAGAGCACAUUGAGAGCGAAGGUGAAGCCCUCCAAUGGGUGAUAGAUAAAUGUGAGAACAGAUAUCACGUCUUCAACAAUGAGGAAAGAGAAAACCGUGCUCAGGUUACGGAGCUUUUCCAGAAGAUUGAUGAGAUGAUGACUAGAAACAUUUUUUUCCGGCCAAGUAUCGAGAUGUUUGGUAGGAUUCCAGCACAAGAUGAAGUGAACACACAUUCAGAAGCAAGCAGUGAUGAUAGUGAUUUACAGGACAUUGUGCGAUAUGUUGAUGAGGAAUGGAGGAGAAGAAACAAAAAGCUUCUUGAAAGGGUUACAAAGGUGGAGGAAGACAUGAAGGCAAGACUCCUAAAAAGUGACAAAAGUUUGGAAUUUCCUCCAAAUUUCAGUGGGACAACUUUGAACACUAAACCAGAGGACAGCAUUGAGAAGCAAGAGCCUGAAACAGAACCAGAGUCAUGUAAUCUAAAUGAGAAAAAACGACCCUUACAAAUCAAGGAAAUAAAGGAUAUGUUUGAUCGAGAGUGGAGCAGACGAGAGGAGGCAUUAAUGGGAAGAGUUCUGGAAAUGUUUAGUGAGCUCAGAUGUGAUGCACAUUCAGAGCCAACCGAACAUGACAAAGAAAAAUCAAAACUGAAAGUCACAGACUGGUUACAAAAUCAGUCUCUCGGAUACAAUUCAGCUUCAGGCAGUAAUCAAUCAGACACUUGAGGGUUUGUCACAUGAUUUUUCAGUUUAAUGAGUCACUACUGCAGCUCCAAAAUAAUCAAUUCCGCUGCAAUUUGGGUUUAUGAUGUUUGUUGUUUAGAUUAAAGAAUAUACGGAUGAGCCAUUCAAAAGGAGGUAAGACAUAUCCUAUUAAAAGUUUGAAAAAUGAUUAUAAAACAUUAAAUAAUCAUGUAACAGCAGCAAAAUAGAUUUUUUUUUUUAACUUUUAAUCUUCUUAUGGUAUUUUUUAUAUGUCAAAAGAGUAUCUGGACACCCUUUUGUUGCCUUGCAAAUACUGUAUGGCUUUGUAAUAUGUAGCUGCACACAAACCAAAUAGCAUGUGGCAUCAUUGGGCUAUGGAGCAGUUGAACCUUGUAUGGAGUGAUGAUGGAUUUUUAUCUGCUUCCUUUUGGAAUUAAGAGAAGGGAAGCUUGUGAUUCAGAACCACACGUAUAAAGUUCUAGAGACCUAUAAUUGAGUAAAAGUACUAUAUAAGUGACUAAAGUACUAAAGUAUUCAACAUUUCAGGGAUUUUACUACUCAAAAUGACUACUCAAGUACUGAAAGUUAAAGUACAGUAUUGUGUUAUGUAGUUAUUGCAGAAAGCAGAGCUAAAUGCAUAAUUUGAACAGUAUGGUCUUCUUAUAAGACUAGCUUGGUCUCAUGUGGCUGAAUGCAGUUAAAUAUCUACAGCACUUAUCCAGUGUAUAGUGUAAAGCCAGUAUUCAUUCUGAUUGUCUAAUUCAUUGUCUAAAUUUCAUAUUAUACUACACACUCAACUGUUGAAUGGAGUACCAUAUUUUUUUUAUAAAAUGAGUGUUUUGUA
Astyanax mexicanus (Mexican tetra) is the source of this 2617-nucleotide messenger RNA. Its product is annotated as GTPase IMAP family member 8-like. Lineage: Eukaryota; Metazoa; Chordata; Actinopteri; Characiformes; Acestrorhamphidae. The transcript has 7 exons. The record is from RefSeq and is a predicted model, not a curated record. Bases 1 to 1794 code for a protein of 597 amino acids. Gene Ontology annotation, molecular function: GTP binding.